This is a messenger RNA of Limulus polyphemus (Atlantic horseshoe crab), 1310 nucleotides long. RefSeq names its product fasciclin-2-like. The transcript is spliced from 8 exons. The record is from RefSeq and is a predicted model, not a curated record. Bases 600 to 1277 code for a protein of 225 amino acids. Gene Ontology annotation, molecular function: protein binding. Lineage: Eukaryota; Metazoa; Arthropoda; Merostomata; Xiphosura; Limulidae.
CUUAAACAGUUCCUCCUGACUUGAGUGCAACUACAUCAACCAGUGUGAAGACUUGGAAUGACAAUCCUGUUAAUUUGACCUGCCUUGCAGAUGCUGUCCCAAAUGCAACAAUUAGUUGGUGGUUUAGAAAUAAUGAGAUUAAAAAGGAGAAUCCUUCUAUAUUCUACACCAUUUUGGGUACUGUGGGUUUGAGUAACCUCUUGGUUAAACCAUCAUUAAGUACACCAGGGGGUCGAGAUGUGUACGGAUUGUAUAUUUGUAAAGCCACAAACAAGUAUGGUGAGGAUCACAUUGAUAUAGAAUUAAAAGAAGCUUAUGCCCCUGGACCUCUGCAGCAAAUAAAGUUUGAGAAAAUAACAGCAACUACAAUAACUUUUAGUUUUGUUCAUCCCAUAGAAGAUGGUGGACUGCCAAUUAAAUCCUUUUUAGUAGAGUAUAAAGAGGACAAAAAAACAGAAAAGGAUGUGCAAAAACAAGAAUGGAAUGAAGGGUUAUUGUAUGUUCUUGAAAGUCUGAAACCAAGGACUACAUAUCUCUUUCGGUUUGCUGCUAAAAAUGCAGUUGGUGUGAGAGCCUGGAGUAAUUGGUUAUCUAAAACAAUGCCUGAAGAGUCAGCACCAGAAAACCCUACUUUUAUUCAGCCAGGUGGAAACAUUAGCACAUAUCCUAACCAUUUUGAAAUCCGCUGGGUUAUACCUGCAGACAACGGAAGACCAAUAUUGGUUUUUGAACUAAAAUACUCUAAGGUGAAGCGAGAUGUCAAUUCAUGGAUCAGACUUGGUGAAGUAAAGGCAAUUGAGAUAAAGGAUCCAGAAUGGCGCUCAGGUCGCUUCACAAUAAGAGAUCUAGAACCUAGCUCAUAUUAUAAGGUUGAGCUUAGAGCCAAGAAUGAAAUUGAUUAUAGUGAAAGUGCAACAAUGAUAUUUCGUACAGCUAGUGAUCCAAGCUCUCGGUCUAAGGGUCCCCCACCGUUCAGCCUCUCUGGAAUUGGACGUGGUGAAGAGCAAGAAGCAAUCUCAGAACAAGCAGGAAUCUCUACUACCGCUAUAAUAAUCAUAGUUGUUGUGCUCAUAGUCCUGAUAUGUGUUCUUAUCGACUUAGUUGCUUACUUCCGAUACCAGUGGGGUGUUUUUUAUUUCUUCAGAAAUAUGUGUGGAAAGCCAGUAAAUGAAAAAAAUAAAAGUGCUGCUAAGGCUGAAGAUGGUAAGGCAAGCAAAAUUGAAGAAGAAAAUGAAGAAAAACCAAAAUUGGAGGUGGACAAUCCAGCAUUUGAGUAAGGAUUCCCAACUUUAAGGAAACUAGUUAUUUCU